UAGAAAAUUGCUAACAGCAACACGCGAUUCUGCAUUCGCUUAUUCGUAGACGUUUACAAUUUUUGUUGUUUUGUUGUCAAGCACUGACUCUGGGGGACAGCAUGCAUCCGGAUCUCACUGAGCGCAUACUGCAGUAUGUUGAGAGUGUCGACAAGGUGGACACUCUGGACCUGGCCAAGCAGUUCGAGGUGGACCAUCAGAAAGUUGUCGGCGCUUUGAAGAGCAUUCAGGCACAUGGCGAUUUACUGCAAGCGGAGACCGCAACUCACAAAGCACUGGCAUUGACCGAUGAAGGUGCUGCAGUUCUGGAGCAUGGUAGCCAUGAAGCUCUUGUCUAUGGUUUGGUGCCGGCAGAGGAGGGUAUAACACAGGCGGAGUUGAUGGCAGCUGGCGGUGCAAAUGCCAAGGUGGGCUUUAGUAAGGCCAUGGCCCAUGGCUGGAUACUUGUGGACAAGAGCUGCACUCCACCGCUGGUUAAACGCAAAGUAAAUAAAAUUGUUGACAAUGUCAAAGAGCAGCUGGCCCAGGUGGCUAGCGGUAAAGCUCAGUUGCCGGCCAAGGAUGUGGCUGACUACAAGAAGCGCAAGCUGCUGCAGGAGAUAACCACCAAAAGCUUUGUGCUCAGCAAGGGCGCUGAGUUUGCUACUACGCUGACCAAACUAGAAACUGACUUGACCAUGGAUAUGCUGUCCAGCGGUCUCUGGGAACAGCUCAAGUUUAAGUCGUACAACUUUGAUGCCCUCGGCGCUCCACCCACACGUGGCCAUUUGCAUCCAUUGCUCAAGGUGCGCACCGAGUUCCGUCAGAUCUUUUUGGAGAUGGGCUUCUCCGAGAUGCCCACCAACAAUUAUGUGGAAUCUUCAUUCUGGAAUUUUGAUGCGCUCUUCCAACCACAACAGCAUCCAGCACGCGAUGCACACGACACUUUCUUCAUCAAUCAUCCAGCGCAGAGCUUUAAAUUCCCACAGGAAUAUCUGCAGCGUGUGAAGACCGUGCACUCCAAAGGAGGUUAUGGCUCGAUGGGCUAUGGCUACGACUGGAAGCUUGCGGAAGCGCAGAAGAAUCUGUUGCGAACCCAUACGACUGCCGUAAGUGCUCGCAUGCUGUUCAAGCUGGCCAACCAGGAGGGCGGCUUUAAGCCCGCCAAGUACUUCAGCAUUGAUAAGGUGUUCCGCAAUGAGACACUAGAUGCUACGCAUUUGGCCGAGUUCCAUCAGGUGGAGGGCGUCAUUGCAGAUGUGGGCUUGACGCUUGGAGACUUAAUUGGCACGCUUUACGAAUUCUUCCGUAAGUUGGGCAUCACACAGCUGGAGUUCAAGCCAGCGUACAAUCCUUACACGGAGCCCAGCAUGGAAAUCUUUUGCUAUCAUCCUGGUCUAGCCAAGUGGAUUGAGGUGGGGAACUCGGGCUUGUUCCGACCAGAAAUGUUGCAGCCCAUGGGAUUGCCGCCCAAUGUCAAUGUUAUCGCCUGGGGUUUGUCACUGGAGCGUCCCACUAUGAUCAAAUACGGCAUUAAUAACAUAAGAGAUUUGGUUGGACCCAAGGUGGACUUAAAAAUGGUUGAGGACGGUCCCAUUUGCCGCUUGGAUCAUGUCUAGUUUUGCAUUUUGGCCUUAAACAGU
This is a messenger RNA of Drosophila busckii, 1622 nucleotides long. It is a transcript of the gene alpha-PheRS, whose product is annotated as phenylalanine--tRNA ligase alpha subunit. Gene Ontology annotation, molecular function: phenylalanine-tRNA ligase activity; ATP binding; tRNA binding. Gene Ontology annotation, biological process: phenylalanyl-tRNA aminoacylation. The record is from RefSeq and is a predicted model, not a curated record. The transcript has a single exon. NCBI's taxonomy places the organism in Eukaryota, Metazoa, Arthropoda, Insecta, Diptera, Drosophilidae. Gene Ontology annotation, cellular component: phenylalanine-tRNA ligase complex; cytoplasm; cytosol. Bases 102 to 1598 code for a protein of 498 amino acids.